AGAAAAAUUCCGUAGUUCCACAAUCAAAUAAUACUUUUGUACAAAUUUAGCCAGUGUCCGAUACUUAACAAUGCAUACUUAAAGAUGUUAUAGAUGUGAACUCGACGAGAAACAUAUUUGCUGAUCCACAACGUUCAAACUAAAGUUAGAGGUGAAACUUUAUCCCAAAAUCGGUUUGUUUACAUCAGCGCUGAUUAAAUAACAGAUAGUGCAAUAGCAUAAGGAUGAGUGAAAAACCAAAGGAACCGGCUCCCGGCGACGGAAUUCGAUCAAUGCGUUCCACAAACGUAUUUCGGGCCAUUAAUUUUGAACUGUACGCCAAACCGAACGUCGUCGUUAUGAGUAUAGGGCUCGUUUGCCUUGGCAUCACGUUUGGAUACAUUGCCUACAUGCGGUCCAAGUACGAAGGAUUGGGAUAUUACACUGCGGUGCAGGAGGACGGUAAGGAGGUGUUCGUAAAACGAAAAUCCAAAUGGGAAUAAAAUCUUAUUUUACCUA
Molecule: messenger RNA, 498 nt
Organism: Anopheles coustani
Lineage: Eukaryota; Metazoa; Arthropoda; Insecta; Diptera; Culicidae
Product: small integral membrane protein 8
Exons: 2
Coding region: 225-482 (85 amino acids)
Source: RefSeq, a predicted model, not a curated record